Messenger RNA from Mytilus californianus (California mussel), 5342 nucleotides. Its product is annotated as dynein axonemal assembly factor 1-like. NCBI's taxonomy places the organism in Eukaryota, Metazoa, Mollusca, Bivalvia, Mytilida, Mytilidae. The transcript is spliced from 14 exons. Gene Ontology annotation, molecular function: protein binding. The record is from RefSeq and is a predicted model, not a curated record. The coding region runs from base 88 to 1845 and encodes 585 amino acids.
ACGCCGCCAUUAUUGUUUACAUCGACGCGUGAUUUUCAAGUUCUGACAAAGACUCCAAAAUCUAAAAGAUUCUUAAAAAAAAAUACAAUGCCUCUGAUAGAAGAAAUAAUUGAGGAUAAUGUUGAAAUACCUCAGAAAGAAAAGGCAGUAAAGGUCAAAAUAGAGGUCAUGGAGGAUAAAGAAAACAACAUAAAUGUUAACAAUACCAAAGAAAAUUCCAAGUCUAAUGGAUCAAGUGAUAAAACAGAACCUAACAAAAAUGAAAAACCGAAUCAGAUAGAGAAAAAAGACAAAGAUAACUGGCCAAGAUUGACAAAGGCAUUUCUAAAGCAGCAUUGUACAGAUAUGAAGCUUUAUCGUACCCCACAUCUAAAUGAUGUUCUAUAUCUACAUUAUAAAGGUAUUUUCAAGAUUGAAGCACUAGAAGAGUACACUGGAUUGAGAUGUUUAUGGUUGGAAUGUAAUGGAUUGAGAAAAAUAGAAAACCUAGAAAAUCAAAAAGAACUGAGAUGUCUGUAUCUUCAACAAAACUUGAUCUCAGAAAUAGAGAAUCUGGAGCCUCUUGUUUGGUUAGAUACACUGAAUCUUAGCAACAAUAGAGUCAAGAAAAUUGAAAAUUUAUCCUGUUUACCCAAGAUAAAUUCUCUGUAUAUCUCACAUAACAGAAUUGAAGAUGUUGAGGAUAUUGAACACUUAGCAGAAUGUGAUUCACUGAGUGUAGUGGAUUUGUCACAUAACAAAUUAAGUGAUCCCAAAGUUCUAGAAGUCUUUGCUGCUAUGAAAAAUCUGAAAGUAUUAAAUUUAAUGGGAAAUACUGUUAUUAGGAAUAUAAAGAAUUACAGGAAGAAUUUCAUUGUUAAAUGUAAACAUUUGAAUUACCUUGAUGACAGACCAGUUUUCCCUAAAGAUAGAGCUUGUGCUGAAGCUUGGGCCGAGGGUGGUGUUGAAGCAGAAAAGGCAGAAAGAGAAAAGUGGAUAAAUAAAGAAAGACAAAAGAUAACUGACAGUGUUGAAGCAUUGACCAAAAUAAGGAAAGAAUCAGUAAAACAGAAAAUAGAGAAAGAAAUGAAAGAAAGAGGAGAAGAGGGAGAGGUGGAUAUAGAGAGUGUUGAUUGGUUAACUGGCUCUUACAAACUCAAAUCAGAUGUAGAAAGUGAACAGACAGAGGAAGAAAUGCCAAUCAUAACAGGAAAGCAGGCUGAGGAGGAGGAUGGAAUAUUUUCUACCAGAAAAAAUAUAACAAAAGAUGACUCAACAAGAAUAUUUAUCACAGACACAGGAAAAGAAGAUGAAGAUGAUGAAUUAGAGGAUCUACCAGAUUUAGAAGAUGUAGAUGUUACAGACCAGAUCAUUUCACAAAGCCAGGAUAAGGCUUUCAAACCAAGGAUUGAAAUUCUUGAUGACAGUGAAUCAGAAUCAGAGGAUGAAACAGACAACCAGUCAUCAAAACCAGUCAUACAGGAAGUGAUAUCUUCCUCUAAACCAUUGAUACAGGAUAUUACAACAUCAUCUAAACCACUUAUUGAAGAAAUUUCACAAAACGCCGAAGAAUUAACAUUAGAUAUUGAAGAGAAUAAACCAUCACUUAUAGAUGAAAUGAACGAGUAUGCAGUGGAAGAAGAAUCAUCGGAAACAGAUUUGAAUGACAUAAAUCCAGAUUUCACCCCAUCAUACGAUUCUGUCCAACAUGAGCAUUCGGCACAACUGUUACAGGAAAUGAAAUCAAUGGACGAUACAAACUUUAUUAAAACAGGUGUUAUGGACCCGAGUAAAGUAAUUGAAUCUAAACCUCCAAAAACAAACAAUCAUCCUUUAGCUGACUGGGAUGAUUCAGAAUUAGACUGAAGCUUUAUGCAAGUUAAACUUUUUGGUAUUAAAUGUGUUCAGAAAUUUUUUAAAUUCAUAAUUUGAAAAAAACGUAAGGUAAAAAGACCUUAAAAAGACCAAUCAAUUAAUGAAAGAAAUUAUACCAAGAUAUUCAGUAAAGAAUAUUUCAUCUUGCAAGGAAAUAUAAUAAAUGAACUGCUUCAGAUAGAAAUCAACCUUAUGCAAGUGCACAUAUAUGUAAAUGUAUAAGACUAUUGAUUUAGGAACAUUCAAAUACAAAAUGAAAGAUGAAUAUUUGUCUGUUUUGUAGGGUUCUUAUAACAACUCAAUUAUCAAACAGUUACAGACUUUGCAUAGAGAUUUUUCAACCCGAAAAUAGGAUAACAGAUGUAUUGAUAUUCAUUUGCAUAAGGUUGAUUUCAAUCUGACGGAGCUCGUAUAUUGAAUGAAUUAAAAGAAGUAGUUUUCAAACAUGGAAAAAAUCACUUAAAAUUUUGUUGACGAAAUGAAAAUAUUUUGAAUCAAGGUCAAUUUAAUUCAUCCUUACAUUAUUAAUCAGAAUGUUUUCCAUAUAUUUCAAUUUAUUUUAAAUACUAUGUAUUUUUUGUUAAAGUUUAUUAGUUUAAAUUCAUCUAAACCAAAACGUACUAUUGGCUCUAACACUUGUAAUGAGUUUUUUGUAAUAAAAUGUGUCAACAACCAGUUUUAACAUUAUUGAUCAUGGACUAUAGUAUUUACUGUUUCAUUCAGACUGGUAAAAAUCCAUACAAACUUUCAUGUGAUAUUAAAAUAUCAAAUUCGUCCAUUUACAAUAUCAUGCAGCUAGUAAAUAGUUAUUUCAUAGUGUGUUUGAUAUAUUUAUAUUUAUUUAUCUUUUUACAGUAAGCAUUCUGUCCAUUCAUUUUAAGUAAAGGGGGGUGUCAGAUAUUAUCUUAAAACUUGGGGGAAUUUAUUUUAAAUUGUGCAAAGUCAUUCCUUGGCUUCUGCAAUUUUUACCAAUUUUUCCAGUUUCUAUAUCCUAUACCAGUGAAGAGAAAGGAAGGGGGAGGUUAAAAAGAUAUUGGAAAAAUUGGUAGAGGCUAGGAAAACUAUUAUAACAUGUUUGAAAUUGGAAACAUGAUGAAACAUUAUAGGAUUUCUAUAAAUAUAUAUCGAUAGACCUAAUUGUACUUCAUUUUUGGUAUAUUUGAAUAUGCUGUUUAUGAUAAAUUUGAUCUAAAAACAAUUUCACCUUGUUAUAGUAGUGGUGUUCUAUGGUAUUCCCAUAGAAGAACAGUUACAAUAAGUUGGGGAUCACAAAUGGUGCAGUAUCAUUCCAUAAACAUAAUAUUUUAACAAUUAUGAAAUGCUUAUGUAUUUUUUAUUCAUUAUGAUUUCUUUAUAUUUUUAACACAGGAAAUUUCAUAUAGAAUAAUGUAUACUUAGAUCAGAGGCAUUAUUGCUUGCUUUUCUGUUUUUCCAUCCAAAGUUUCUUAUUGAAAAAGGCAAUACAAAGAUGAAUCACAAAUUUGUAAAAAUUUAUGAUCUGAUCAAUUAUUACAAAACCUACACAUUUACUGCUAAAAUUACUUUUAUACACUCUUUGUUCAUGUGACAUUUUACUGCAGUUCUCUCUCCAUAAACAUACUUGAUAAUACAUUGUACUAUUUAGAUUUACUUAUACUUUUGUGUAGCAAUAAAACAGUAUAAAUUUUGACCAUAUUUAGAUUUUUUCUGUAUCAAAAAAUUCAAAUUUUUUUACAUAAAUUGUAUUUCAAAUUUCUAUCAUUAUUUAUUAUUUCUAUUAUCAUUUUGAAUAAUAUUGGAGAACUUUGUUCACCCUGUGGCUUGAAAAUAAGAAAAAAACGUGUUAUUUCCAUUUUUUCUUUCAUUAUACAACCGCAAAAAAAAUUUUGUGGUCGUAUAUUGGUAUGACGUUGGCGUCGUCGUCGUCCGAAGACACAUUAGUUUUCACACUCUAACUUUAGUUUAAGUCAAUGGAUCUCAAUGAAAUUUUACCAUAAGGUUCAAUACCACAAAAGGAAGGUGGGGAUUGAUUUUGGGGGUUAUGAUACCAACAGUUAAGGAAUUAGGGGCCAAAAAUAAGCUUUUUUUGUAACUUCCAGACAUAACUUGUGUGUAAGUGUAUGGAUCUCUCUGACAUUGUACUACAAGGUUCCAUAUCACAAAGGGAAUGCUGGGAUUGAUUUUGGGGGUAAUUGCCUCCAAAUUUUAGGAAUAUGGGGCAAAAAAAAGCAUUUUUCUAGUUUCAUGACAAUAACUUGUGUGUAAGUGUAUGGAUCUCUCUGACAUUGUAUCACAAGGUUCCAUAUCACAAAGGGAAUGCUGGGAUUGAUUUUGGGGGUAAUUGCCUCCAAAUUUUAGAAAUUACGGACAAAAAAGGGGCAAAAGAGAAACAUUUUUCUAGUUUCAUGACAAUAACUUGUGUGUAAGUGUAUGGAUCUUUAUGAAAUUGUACUACAAGGUUCCAUAACACAAAGGGAAAGCUGGAAUUGAGUUUGGGGGGAAUUGCCCAAAAAGUUUAGGAAUUAGGGGCCUAAAAGGGGCCAAAAAUAAGCAUUUUUCUAGUUUCCAGACAAUAACUUGUGUUCAAAUGUAUGGAUCUCUCUGAAAUUGUACUGCAAGGUACCAUACCACAAAGGGAAGGCUGGGAUUGAUUUUGGGGGUAUUCCCUCAAAAUUUUAGUAAUUAGGGGCCAUAAAAGGGCAAAAAACAAGCAUUUUUCUAGUUUCAGGACAAUAACUUGUGUGUUAGUGUAUGGAUCUUUAUGAAAUUGUACUGCAAGGUUCCAUAUCACAAAGGGAAAGCUUGGUUUGAGUUUGGGGGUAAUUGCCCUAAACGUUUAGGAAUUUGGGGCCAAAAAGGGGCCAAAAAAAUUGCAUUUUUCUAGUUUCCAGACAAUAACUUGUGUUCAAGUGUAUGGAUCUCUCUGAAAUUGUACUGCAAGCUACCAUACCACAAAGGGAAAGCUGGGAUUGAGUUUGGGGGUGAUGAAUCAUAAGGGGGUUCAAAAAAUUGGGUGGGAUUUUUUUUUCCUUUUUUUUCUUUAAAAUUUUCUUUUUUAAAUUGGUUAUUUCUGAUUUAUAUAUAAAAGCAAAUAAUAAUGAUAUGGUUUGAAUAGGUAGAUUAAAAUUUUUUAAGUUCUUAGACCACUUUCAUUCUGUGUGAGAAACCUAUGCUGUGUCAAAUAUUUAAUUACAAUCCAAAUUCAGUGCUGUAUCAAGCUUGAAUGUUGUGUCCAUACUUGCCCCAACUGUUCAGGGUUCGACCUCUGUGGUCGUAUCAAGCUGUACCCCAGCGGAGCAUUUUAUUUUUAUUCUGCAGUAAUAACCAAAUAAAUUUAUAUCUUGUGUUUGGGUAUAACUUUGUUGACUGCAGCAUUGUGUAUCUUUUUUGUUUUGAUAGUGAGACUUUUAUUGCUAAUGAAAAACAUUUUAUUAUUGUACUAUUAAGAAUUCUUUAAAGAUAUAAUGUUUAUUUAUUGAAAAAUGUAAAAAUAAAGUAUUCAGAAAGUA